This is a messenger RNA of Zasmidium cellare ATCC 36951, 1290 nucleotides long. RefSeq lists its product as uncharacterized. Gene Ontology annotation, cellular component: cytoplasm. NCBI's taxonomy places the organism in Eukaryota, Fungi, Ascomycota, Dothideomycetes, Mycosphaerellales, Mycosphaerellaceae. The record is from RefSeq and is a predicted model, not a curated record. Gene Ontology annotation, biological process: transsulfuration. Bases 1 to 1290 code for a protein of 429 amino acids. Gene Ontology annotation, molecular function: carbon-sulfur lyase activity; pyridoxal phosphate binding. The transcript has a single exon.
AUGGCGCCCAACAAUGCAGAAAAGAACGAUAUCUCCGUCCCCGACUCCUCCAACCCGUCCAACCUCUCCGUCUCCACCCUAGGCAUCCACGCCGAUAACCCCAUAAACUACUACCAGGACGUCGCCCCAGCUCUCCACGUCUCCACCACUUACCGCUAUGCCUCGAAUCCCGACAACCUCGUCCCCGAACACGAAGUCGAAAUCCCCUCUCUCUUCCCACCAGGCGGCCCCGUCCGCGGCGACGCACACAUCUACUCCCGCCUGACAGCCCCCAACGCCUCACGGCUCGAACUGAUCCUCAGCCAGCUCCUCGAAGCUCCUUGUCUGACAUACAGUUCCGGCCUAUCAGCGUUCCACGCCCUGCUCGUGUGGCUGAAACCCAAAGUCGUCGCGAUCGGGAAGGGAUACCACGGAUGCCACGGAGUUCUCAAAGUCUAUCAAAAAUUGACAAACUGCAAAAUCGUGGAUAUCUUCGACGAGAAGAGCUGGGAUGAGGCGGGUUUGGGAAAGGGCGACGUGGUGCAUCUCGAGACGCCUGUGAAUCCCACGGGAGAGGCAUAUCAUAUCGCUGCGUUUGCGGAGAAGGCACAUAAGCGAGGGGCGGUGUUGACGCUCGACUCGACGUUUGCGCCGCCGCCGCUGCAGGAUCCGUGGAAAUGGGGCGUGGAUUUCGUGAUGCAUUCUGGUACGAAGUAUUUCGGUGGGCAUUCGGAUAUGUUGUGUGGGGUUGUGGGGAUCGGGAAGCAUAGGGCGGGGUGGGAGAAGGAUUAUUGGGGCAUGUUCGAGGAGAGGUUGUUUCUUGGGGCGGUCAUGGGGAGUUUGGAGGGGUGGCUGGGGGUUAGGAGUUUGCGGACGUUGGAGUUGAGGGUCAAGAGGCAGAGUGAGAGUGCGGAGAGGCUUGUGCGGUUUUUGGAGGGAUGUCUGAAAGGCGAGGAGAAGGGUGCGGGAAGCGACGACGUCCGGAAAACCGUUGCGAAGAUCGAACACGCGAGUCUUCAGCAGGAGGAUAUGUCCUGGCUGUCGCAGCAGAUGCCCAACGGCUAUGGACCUGUGUUCUGCAUCUCGAUGAAGAGCGCGGAGCUCGCGAAGCGUCUGCCUAGUAAAUUGCAUUUCUUCCAUCAUGCGACUAGUCUCGGCGGCGUGGAGAGUCUGAUCGAGUGGAGAAAGUUGAGUGAUCGGGGCGUGGAGCCGGAGUUGUUGAGGGUUAGUGUGGGUGUGGAGGGGUGGGAGGAUUUGAAGGGGGAUCUGGUUAGGGGCGUUGGGGAGUUGGUGAAGGAGGGGGUUGUGUAA